GGUUUAUGUGAAGACGCGUUAUUCUGAAUAAUUCAAUAAUACGUACACGAUCUCUUUAUUAUCUUAUCGCCUGUGAUUUGUGAUUUUCCAAUAAUGGAUUUAAAUGAAACACUAUUGCCUUUGGCAGGAAUCAUUGUUGCUACCGUUAUGUUAGGUGUUUCUCUAAAAUUAAAACAGAAGAAAUCAAUAAAGAAGAGGAAUCCACCUAGAAAAUGGUUCUCAAGAAGGGGAUCACAUGGUUUGGGAAUUUUAAAAAUGGUGAAUGAGGAAUUUACAAUGGAAGAUGCAGAUUCAUUUAAAAAUUUCUUUAGAAUGAGCAAAGAAAAAUUCGAUUUUCUAUUGAAUUUAAUCAAAAAAGAUAUAGAAAGAGCUGAAUUGCCAAUGCAAAACACAAUAUCAGCAAAACAUAGGUUAGAAAUAACAUUACGAUUCCUGGCUACCGGUGAGUCUUUUCGUUCACUGAUGUUCAGUACCAGGGUUCAUGAGAGCAGUAUAUCUCGAUUUGUACCCGAGGUGUGUAGGGCAAUACACAAACAGUUGAGAAUCAACCAUUUGAAGAUGCCCUCGACUACAGAAGAGUGGAUGUCGAUAGCUGAAGGCUUCAACAAUCUAUGGCAAUUUCCCCAUUGCUUAGGACCUUUAGAUGGAAGACAUAUAACAUUUAGAGCUCCAAAAUCAGAAGGCUCCUAUUACCAUAAUUAUAAAGGAAGUGAUAGCAUUGUCCUUCUUGCCUUGGUUGAUGCUCGCUAUAGAUUCAUAUACCUACGUAAACUUAGGUUGCAAUGGCCGCAUCAGUGA
This is a messenger RNA of Coccinella septempunctata (seven-spotted ladybird), 798 nucleotides long. RefSeq lists its product as uncharacterized. The coding region runs from base 94 to 798 and encodes 234 amino acids. The transcript is spliced from 3 exons. NCBI's taxonomy places the organism in Eukaryota, Metazoa, Arthropoda, Insecta, Coleoptera, Coccinellidae. The record is from RefSeq and is a predicted model, not a curated record.